UCAAUUCGCUUGAACGUUUGCGGAACGGUUUGUACUGAACGACACGUUUCCCCAAAACGUUAUUGAACAGACUUUUGAUUGAAUGUACAUAAUUGCUGUAAGCGACAAAAAACAAUACACUUGAUGCAUUCUCUUGUAGAGAAUGGAAAGGCGUGAUAGGGUUAACCCCCUUCAAAACAAAAAAAGUUCAGUAGCGUGUGGUGGUGUUCAGUUUGGAAUAAACGUUUAGACAGGGAAUGAAACUGGGUACUAGCGUCCUGAAUUUGUCCAAUAGAAAUACAGGUUUUGUUUACAGCUGUAAAACAUUUUGCUAUAGCGUUCCUUACUGAAAACCACCCUACCCAGCCAACAGGCAGUCACACUGCACUCUGCCAGAGACACUUAUGUAACAACCCGCACCCAAUAUUUUUGUUAUGAAACGAAGAAAAUGCAGUAUUUCGUGACGUCACGUGCCCAGUGACUGUGAGUGGACUCUCCUCUUUGUCCUCCUGCGGACCACUCUCUUUCCAGUGAAGUCCUACUGUCUGAACGGUCAUUUGUUUUGUAAACUGUUUAGGCAACAAUACUUCCCAGCAUGCAGUUGGAGGCCCAGCUGCGUCUUUGUCAGAGCUGUCUAUGGUGCUGCAAGAGCGGACUGCGCUUGCUCUCUCAGAGCUCUGUGCACAGAGCGACAUUAAACCACUACGACCUUCUUGGUGUAAAACCUGAUGCCUCACUGGAGCAAAUCAAGAAUGCGUUUUUCGAUAAAUCAAAAAAGAUGCACCCAGACAGUGACCCGUCUAACCCGGGGCUGCAUGGCCAGUUUGUGGAGCUGAACGAGGCCUACAGGGUGCUGAGUAAGGAGGUAUCCAGGAGAGAGUACGACCUGCGGCUACAUCACCCUUAUACCGGGGGACAGGCCUUCAGACCCACCUCCACAUACAACCCCAGGGCGGAGGCUCAGGAGAGUGUACGCUACUGGGAUCAGUUCAAACACUCUCAGCCUCAGGAGACCACUGCUGAGGAGUGGGAGAGGAAGAGGAAGAGGAACUUUAGAAUAGUUAGCUACUGUAUGCUCAUCAUGGGACUGAGCAUCAGCACUCACGUUUUCUUCUUCAGAAAGUUGGAGUCUGUCCAUAACAACUUCAUGGACGAGAAGGACAGGGUCAUCACACAGAUCUACAACGAGUCCAAAGAAAGGGCAAGAGUGAACGGGUUUAAGAAGCAGACAGAGAUUCUCAGACAGAAACAUAAUGAGUUCCUGGAGAAAUACAAAAUCACUCGCAACAGUGGAGAGGACAAGUAGGAGUUUAGUAGAAUAAGAGUACAUCUUAAAACAAGGGGGAUUGAGUUGGCCGAAGGCCUCUGGAGAGGAAUGGAGUCGGUCAGGAAGGGGAGUGAACGGUUGAAUGAGUUAGGAGUAGUUAGCAUUUUAAAAUAGUUUUUUGGCAGACGUUGAUGAUGUGCACAGCUCACGUUUGCUUGGACCUCGGAUACUAAGCUGAGGAGUAAAAAAAGAAUGUUUAUUAGCUGGGAUAUUGUAACAACAUAGUAUGUAAUGGCUGGGUGAAACUGGAACAGUAUAUGGGGUACAUGUCUUUGUCACAGUAGAGCGUUGACCCCAGCCAUUGUAGGUUUCUCCGGAAGGAGAAUACGUCGUGGAGGUUUGGUCUGGUAUCACAAGACUAUCAGCAGUAGGACAUGGUCAUUAACAGCACAUCCUUUCCUCUGUUGGAUGGAACCGAGACUCCUGUAAGCCAGUUGCUAAUUGGUUCGCAGUGACAUGCUGUUUUCCCCCACGCCCGUUCAGAGGCAGUCUGAUGGGUGUUCAUAUGACAGUGUGAAUUUGCCCACUGGAGAUGCAGGAAAGUGUUGCAUACUGAAGACUUAAAUCAAAGGUAGAAUGCCUUAAUGACAGAUAGGGGGUGCUGUGCACAGCUGCCCUUGAACCAAUGGGAUUCAGUCAUUGUGCCUCUCUGUGUGUCAAUGAUAUCAUGGAACUCUUGACACCGCCACUGGGCCCAGGGUGGACCCAAAAUCAGUCAAAAAGAGAUGCUGUUCGUGUCAGGAGUUUUUCUUGACAAUGUUACCUAUAGGCAAUAUUUAGGGCCUAGAGCAUUUCUUGGUCAUAUGAUGAAGGGAAAACUGGCCCAAGAGAUAAUGGAUCCUUUCCUAUUGAAAGGACAUGGAAUCAAGAAAAACUUGAAAAUCAAGUCAUUAUGACUUUCUCAAAUGGUAUUUAAUUGUACCCUUGUCUGAUGUUGAAGAAUUCAUUUUAGAAAUGUUAAUUAUAUUAUGGAAAUAUUUGAUUUAUUGCCCGUGUGGGCAGCUUCAAUCUCUGAGAUGAGGAAAUGCAUUUAAUUUAUUGCUAUGUUGACGGCCAACUGACACUUACCAUAACGCCUUUUUUCAGUGUAUUAUUAGUCACAGAUUGUGUUUGAGUGAUCUUUUAAUGACAGCCUUAACUCUUCCUGGUGUCAUGGAUUCAUGCAAUGAUGAAUAAAAACAACACUGUUCCUCUGGUCUCAACCAACAACA
Messenger RNA from Coregonus clupeaformis (lake whitefish), 2517 nucleotides. It is a transcript of the gene dnajc4, whose product is annotated as DnaJ (Hsp40) homolog, subfamily C, member 4. The coding region runs from base 575 to 1285 and encodes 236 amino acids. The transcript is spliced from 8 exons. Lineage: Eukaryota; Metazoa; Chordata; Actinopteri; Salmoniformes; Salmonidae. The record is from RefSeq and is a predicted model, not a curated record.